ACGCGCGGCGGCGGCGGCGCCGCCCCCCCGUCCCCGAGUCCACGGGAAGAUGGCGGCGCCGCUGCUCCCGGUGUCCCAGCAGAUUCCCACUGGAAACCCGCUGUAUGAGUCCUACUACAAGCAGGUGGACCCCGCCCACACCGGAAGAGUUGGGGCCAGUGAAGCUGCGCUGUUCCUCAAGAAGUCGGGCCUCUCAGACAUCACCCUGGGGAAGAUAUGGGACCUGGCAGACCCCGAAGGUAAAGGUUUCUUGGACAAGCAGGGUUUCUAUGUGGCGCUGAGGCUGGUGGCCUGUGCGCAGAGUGGCCAUGAAGUCACAUUGGGCAACCUGAGUCUGAGCAUGCCACCCCCCAAGUUCCAGGACCCCAGCAGCCCCCUGAUGGCCACGCCGCCGUCCACAGAGGCCCACUGGGCUGUUCGGGUAGAGGAAAAGACCAAAUUCGAUGAGAUCUUCGACAGCCUGCUGCCCGUCAACGGCCUGCUGUCCGGGGACAAGGUCAAGCCGGUCCUCAUGAACUCCAAGCUGCCUCUUGACGUGCUGGGCAGGGUCUGGGACCUCAGUGACAUUGACAAGGAUGGGCACCUGGACCGCGACGAGUUUGCAGUGGCCAUGCACCUGGUCUACCGUGCCCUCGAGAAGGAGCCCGUGCCCGCUGUGCUGCCGCCCGCCCUCAUCCCGCCCUCCAAGAGGAAGAAGACGGUGUUCCCGGGUGCCGUGCCCGUCCUGCCCGCCAGCCCCCCACCCAAGGACAGCCUGCGCUCCACGCCGUCACACGGCAGCGUGAGCAGCCUCAAUAGCACGGGCAGCUUGUCCCCCAAGCACGGCGUCCGGCAGCCGCAGCCGGCCGUGACCUGGGUGGUGCCGGUGGCGGACAAGAUGCGUUUCGACGAGGUCUUCCUCAAGACCGACCUGGACCUGGACGGCUACGUGAGUGGCCAGGAGGUGAAGGAGAUCUUCAUGCACUCGGGCCUCACCCAGAACCUGCUGGCACACAUCUGGGCCCUGGCCGAUACGAGGCAGACGGGAAAGUUAAGCAAAGACCAGUUCGCGUUAGCUAUGUAUUUCAUUCAGCAGAAGGUCGGUAAAGGCAUUGACCCCCCUCAAGUCCUUUCGCCGGACAUGGUCCCACCUUCAGAGAGAGGCACUCCCGGCCCGGACGGCUCCAGCUCCCUGGGGUCGGGGGAGUUCACGGGCGUGAAGGAGCUUGAUGACAUCAGCCAGGAAAUCGCCCAGUUACAGAGAGAGAAAUAUUCUCUGGAGCAGGACAUCCGGGAGAAGGAGGAGGCUGUCCGGCAGAAGACGAGCGAGGUGCAGGAAUUGCAGAAUGACCUGGACCGGGAGACGAGCAGCCUGCAGGAGCUCGAGGCGCAGAAGCAGGAUGCACAGGACCGCCUGGACGAGAUGGACCAGCAGAAAGCCAAGCUCCGGGACAUGCUGAGUGACGUGCGGCAGAAGUGCCAGGGCGAGACCCAGCUGAUCUCGUCGCUGAAGACGCAGAUCCAGUGUCAGGAGUCUGACCUCAAGUCCCAGGAGGACGACCUGAAUCGGGCCAAGUCGGAACUGGCGCGCCUGCAGCAGGAGGAGGCGCAGCUGGAGCAGAGCAUCCAGGCGGGCCGCGUGCAGCUCGAGACCAUCAUCAAAUCCCUCAAGUCCACGCAGGACGAGAUCAGCCAGGCCAGAAGCAAGCUGUCCCAGCUGCAUGAGAGCCGCCAAGAGGCCCAGCGGAGCCUGGAGCAGUUCAGCCAGGCCCUGGACGGGGCCCAUGGCGCCAGCCUCACCGACCUGGCCACCCUGAGUGAAGGCAUCUCCCUGGCAGAGCGGGGCGGUUUCGGAGCCAUGGACGACCCUUUCAAAAACAAAGCCUUGUUAUUUAGCAACAACACCCAGGACUUGCACCCGGACCCUUUCCAGACCGAAGACCCCUUCAAGUCCGACCCAUUCAAAGGCGCGGAUCCCUUCAAAGGUGACCCGUUCCAGAACGAUCCCUUCGCAGAGCAACAGGUUACAUCCACAGACCCCUUUGGAGGGGACCCUUUCAAAGAAAGCGACCCGUUCCGCGGCUCUGCCUCCGACGACUUCUUCAGGAAACACACCAAGACCGACCCGUUCGCCAAAAACGCGUCCUUGCCGGCCAAGCUCGACCCCUUUGAAGCCAGCGACCCCUUCUCCUCCAGCGUCUCCUCCAAAGGCCCAGAUCCCUUCGGAACCCUGGACCCCUUCGGCAGCGGGACCUUCAGCAGUGCCGAGGGCUUUGCCGACUUCAGCCACAUGUCCAAGCCCCCAUCCUCCGGGCCUUUCACGUCCUCCGUGGCAGGGGCCGGAUUCCCAGAUGACCCCUUUAAAAGUAAACAGGACACUCCCGCUCUGCUUCCGAAGAAACCUGCUCCGCCACGGCCUAAGCCGCCCAGCGGUAAAAGUACGCCCGUAAGCCAGCUUGGCUCUGCAGACUUUGCCGAGGCCCCCGACCCGUUCCAGCCACUCGGGGCCGACAGCGGCGACCCCUUCCAAAAUCAGCAGGGGUUUGGGGACCCGUUUAGUGGAAAAGACCCCUUUGUCCCCUCCUCUCCAGCCAAGGCCCCCAAGGCGGCCUCCUCGGCCUUUGCAGACUUGGCUUCUUUUGGCAAUGAGGAGCAGCAGCUGGCAUGGGCCAAGCGGGAGAGCGAGAAGGCGGAGCAGGAGCGGCUGGCGCGGCUGCGGCGGCAGGAGCAGGAAGACCUGGAGCUGGCCAUCGCGCUGAGCAAGGCCGACAUGCCGGCCGCCUAGGCGCGGGCGCUGGGCUCGCCAGG
Messenger RNA from Ochotona princeps (American pika), 2787 nucleotides. RefSeq names its product epidermal growth factor receptor pathway substrate 15 like 1 (gene EPS15L1). Lineage: Eukaryota; Metazoa; Chordata; Mammalia; Lagomorpha; Ochotonidae. Gene Ontology annotation, biological process: endosomal transport; endocytosis. The record is from RefSeq and is a predicted model, not a curated record. The transcript is spliced from 24 exons. Gene Ontology annotation, molecular function: cadherin binding; calcium ion binding. Gene Ontology annotation, cellular component: plasma membrane; clathrin coat of coated pit; cytoplasm. The coding region runs from base 50 to 2764 and encodes 904 amino acids.